AUGAUAGCCUCGGAAACAAAGCCCGAUAAUUUCACACUUGCUUGCAUUUUACGUGCUUGUUCCGAACAACUCAAUCUUGAAGCUCUUAAGCUUGUGCACAGGCAAGUAAUUGUUUCUGAUUUGGGAUUGGACUCCAUUACUGCUAGUGCACUUGUGUCAGCUUACUCUAAAUUUGGCCUCGUUGAUGAUGCAAGAAUGGUCUUUGAUAGGCUAAAGAACCAUGACUUGGUUUUACACAACACAAUGAUUACAGGUUAUGGAUCUUGUGGGUACUGGGAGAAAGCCCUAAAUUUGUUUAUUAUGAUGAGAAGAAUUGGAAAUCAACCCGAUGGGUAUACAGUGGUAGGGUUAUUAUCGGGUUUAACAUGUUCUAGUUUGCUGGAAAUCGGCCAAGGAAUCCAUGGUUAUUGUUUGAGAAGCGGGUUUGAUUCUAACAUACACAUAAGUAGUGUCCUUGUUAGUAUGUACUCAAGAUGUGGUUGUAUGAAUUCAGCCUAUAAAGUAUUUAGCGGUUUAUCGCAUCCCGAUUUAGUAACAUGGUCUGCUUUAAUAUCUGGGUUUUCACAAUCUGGAGAGUAUCAUAACGCCUUAACUUCUUUCAAGAAAAUGAACUCCUAUGGUGUCGAGCUGCAUGGCUAUGCCAUACGCCAUUGCCUACAUUCAGAGGUCAUGGUGUCUUCUGCAUUGAUAGACAUGUACUCAAAAUGUGGUUUUUUGGACUUGGCACUCAAGGUGUUCGAUGAAAUGCCUAAGAGAAACAUAGUUUCAUACAAUUCAGUCAUAGCAAGUCUUGGUUUAUACGGACUUGCAUCCGAGGCUUUUGAAGUGUUUCAUGAGGUUCUUGAACGAGGUCUAAAACCUGAUGAAUCUACUUUCACUGCUCUACUAUCUGCUUGCUCUCAUGGUGGUCUUCUUAAAGAAGGUCGAGACAUUUUCAGAAGAAUGAGGGACGAUUUUGGCAUUGAAGCAAAGACCGAACAUUAUGUUCAUUUUGUGAAGCUUCUUGGUAUGGCUGGGGAGUUAGAUGAGGCUUAUGAGCUUGUUAACUCGUUGGGAGAGCAUGUUGAUUCUGGUAUUUGGGGUGCACUUCUUUCUUGCUGUGAUGCGCAUAAUGAUUCGAAAAUGGCAGAGAUUGUGAGUAAGCGACUCCUUGAAGGUGAACAAGAGAGAAGCAACUACAAAAUUAUGGUUUCUAAUAUGCUUGCUGGAAAUGGAAGGUGGGAUGAUGUGAAAAAAUUGAGGGAUGAAUUAGAUGAUGUGGGUAAGAGGAAAGUUCGCGGGGUUAGCUGGAUUGAGAUCUAA
This is a messenger RNA of Lactuca virosa, 1302 nucleotides long. The record is from the annotation of a GenBank genome assembly. Lineage: Eukaryota; Viridiplantae; Streptophyta; Magnoliopsida; Asterales; Asteraceae.